This is a messenger RNA of Epinephelus moara (kelp grouper), 3112 nucleotides long. RefSeq names its product biotinidase-like. The record is from RefSeq and is a predicted model, not a curated record. The transcript is spliced from 6 exons. Lineage: Eukaryota; Metazoa; Chordata; Actinopteri; Perciformes; Serranidae. Bases 1343 to 2914 code for a protein of 523 amino acids. Gene Ontology annotation, molecular function: hydrolase activity, acting on carbon-nitrogen (but not peptide) bonds, in linear amides.
CUAGCCGUUGAGAUCAUAAACUCCUCAGGAAAAUGUUUACUGAGGUAAUUAAUCAUGUGAGGAGUUGGGUCAUUUUCUCAUUGACUCCUGUAAAAUCUUCUUCAUGCAGUCAUUGAAGUCGCCCCCUGCUGGCCAUUAGAACAAAUGCCACUUUAAGGCAUUUCUGCAUUGGACUCACUUUUCAGACCCAGGAGUCUACGUCCACUUCACAUAACUGCACUCUACCUCACUCUACUAAAAUACUAAAAUAAAAAGGAGAAAUCCCCUUGUCAGCACAUAAAGCUCCAAAGUGAAGAUAUAAGCAAGGAAGAGAAAGUCAAAGUCAAACAUGUUUGCAGUGGCCAUCGGCCUCUGCCAGUGUUGUCCCUUGUCAAUGACUCUGUUUGUGAUAUUCAUGGACAGCAUCUCAGGAAGCAGCUGGGGGGAGCAUGGGGUCUGGUUUGUGGACCUCAGAGUUGCGUCUCUGCUCUUUUCCAGUGAUGUGGUUCUGAUAGCUUCAACAGCCGUGACCUCCAGCUUGCACUGGGGCGGUUUGCUGACGAAUGUGAAGCUGUCUGGAUGAGAGUCACUACCUACAAGUCUUGGGCCAUGUUUUUCUGUCCUGCAGUCCCAUCUUUUGAAAUUCAAACCUUUUGAAGUUUGCUACUCAGGGGUAUGGCUGUAUUCUGGGCUUGCAGCAACGAUGGGGAUGUCACUAUCACAGAUCUGUGUGGCGGUUUCCUGGAUGGUAUUACUUUCUUAAGGUUUUGUAGUUCCUGGAUGACCCUCCCUCCACCAUAAAUAACCAUAUUUUUUUUAUAUUUACACCAAAUGUGGGUGGUAUUGGAGCCAAUGCAAUGAGCAAAGAGCACAGAGUGAGUGAGAGUUGUCACCAAAACAGCUUAUUUCUUAAGCAAAAUGCACAUCCUCCUUACAAAUGUAUCAUCAUACAAACUGUGUGUGCACCUUAGCAGAAUAAAGAUGCACGACAGCCAUCUGUCCCACCGCACAAAAACAAACUUUGAUAACCCUACACAUGACACACACAAACACACACACACACACACAUAGCCAGCAUUAGUAACGUGCAUAUUCGUGACAGUUUUCCCAAAUAAACCGUAACAUAUACAACAGUGGCAGCAGCGUCCAGAAAAAAUAUCAGUAACUUAGCUUUAACUAAGUUUUAUGUCCCUCCUCAAAACUAUAAUAAAUAAUAGAAGUCCCUCCCCACCAGUGCCUAAAAAUUGAUUUGACGUACCUCCCUCGUUUCGCCUCUUCUUAUAGCAAACAGAACAAACAAUCCCCAACAUUAACUGGUCUGUCGGGUUUACAACAUUUGUGUCCACACUGAAAGACUGGAACAAUGUUUUGGGUCAUUGUUGUGAGUUUUUCUUUAAUGUCAGCCGUUAUUCAUACUGGGCCUGUCAUGACUUCCUCCUAUGUUGCUGCUGUGUAUGAGCACAACAUAAUCUUGAACCCGGACCCUCGUGUCCCCCUGUCCCGCUCCGCAGCCCUGCAGCAUAUGCAGCAAAACCUGGAUAUCUACGAGGAGCAGGCAGCCCGGGCUGCUCAGCAGGGAGCCCAGAUCCUGGUGUUUCCAGAAGACGGUAUUCAUGGUUUCGAAUUCAGCCGUUCAUCCAUCUCUGGCUACUUAGAAACCAUUCCUGACCCCCAGCAGGAGAGCUGGAACCCCUGCACAGAGCCGGGCAGAUACAACAACACUGAGGUUCUCCAGCGGUUGAGCUGUAUGGCCCUGCGUUACAACCUCUAUGUGGUGGCCAACAUGGCUGACCUGCAGCCCUGCCCCCUGAAGACUGACCCCUCCUCCUCCUGUCCCCCUGAUGGACGCUGGCAGUUCAACACCAACGUGGUUUUCAGCUCAGAUGGCCUGCUGGUGGCGCGCUACCAUAAAUACAACAUCUUUCAAAAGUAUGAGAAGGCCUUCGAUAAGCCACCGCAACCUGAGAUCAUAACGUUUGAUACACCUUUUGCUGGAAGGUUUGGCCUCAUGAUCUGCUUUGACAUGCUGUUCCAUGAUCCCACAAUUAUCCUGGUGGAGAAGGGUGUGCGUCAGCUGAUCUUUCCCACAGCCUGGAUGAAUGCACUCCCCCUACUGGGCUCUGUCCAACACCAGCGGGCGUUCAGCUUGGGUGCCAAUGUCACCCUGCUAGCGGCCAACCUGCGUAAUAGCCGACGGAACAUGAGGGGAAGUGGCAUCUACACCCCCUUCUCUGCCACUUACCACUACCCAAAGAAAGGAGAGCCAGAGGAGGGCAGGCUGCUGGUGGCCAGGGUGCCAAUGUUAGACCCACUGUGGGUGGGGCGGAGUGGAACCACAGGGGAGGGGGUAGUUAGUAGUCAGUCCACAUCAUCUACACUUAAAGACUCUGGAAACUGUCACCAAGAGAGCUGCUUAGAUUCUCCUCCUCCUGAAACAGCUCCAUCAGUUCCUCCCUCCUCCGCCACCUUCGUCUCAUCCAUGCUGGGUGACCCAUUUACGUUUGUCCUCUUAAACCAGACAGAGGGUGAAGUGAACGUCUGUAAUGGCACAUUUUGUUGUCACCUGCAGUACCGGAGGUUUCCACAGGGCGGCAGUGAAGAGCUCUACGCAUUAGGAGCAUUUGCUGGAACACACACACUGAACGGACGCUGGGCCGUGCAGGUGUGUGCACUGGUCCGCUGUGCAGGGUUGGACAUCAGUUACUGUGGAGAGGGAGUGGAAGAGGCUGAAUCUAAAAUGGACUUCACGUUGGAGGGAAAGUUUGGGACCAGAUAUGUGUACCCAUCAGUCUUAGCUAGUAAGCUGGUCCUGGAGCAGCCUGAGCAUCUGGAAACAGCUGCAGAUGGCACAGUGACCAUGAGACACUCGAACAUGACUGGUGGGCUGCUCACUGCCUGUCUGUACGGACGAAUGUAUCACCUUGACAAUGAGUGAACUCUUUCGGAAUCGAUGGAUGUGGCAGGAGAACAAUGACAAAUACAUUUUAAAAACUGAUUUGUAAAAACAAUACGGGUUCAGUUGUCACACAUUUGUCUUUUGUCAUAUACACUACUUAAAUGUGUGAGUGACAGCUGACAAUGUCUUCUAUGAUAGCUCAAAGAACUCUGAAUAAAACCACAAUCUGUCCAGGCA